This is a messenger RNA of Patiria miniata (bat star), 2252 nucleotides long. RefSeq lists its product as uncharacterized. Lineage: Eukaryota; Metazoa; Echinodermata; Asteroidea; Valvatida; Asterinidae. The transcript is spliced from 7 exons. The record is from RefSeq and is a predicted model, not a curated record. Bases 170 to 1825 code for a protein of 551 amino acids.
GAUCGCGGAAAUCGUUAAUUUCGACCGCUCCCCAUCCCGAUAAGUAUGUAUAUGCGGGAUUAAUUUGCACAGCUGUGGAUUUCUUGUUUUUAACCAGUUUUGUCAAGUUAAUUGUCAAGUAUUGGCGUCGGCAGUUCCUUCCAUCACUGAAGAUACAGGCUCAGGUUUCAUGUUGGAUGAGGCUAUGGCGGUACAGAUUGUUGACUUGUUCGCCCCUGGCUGGAUUUCUACCAAAGAAGCAACGUCUACCCCGAUGUCCUCAUCCUCAUACGCCGGUCGCCUCGUUGGGAGGCCAGAAGGAAGCACCAACAACAACGCUCAGACGGCCCAAGACAGAGACGAGAAACUACUCAAGAGAACCUCGCUCAAGUACGCGCGAAACGCCACCAAAAAGACUCGACCGUACUGCAGAGAUGUACAACUCGGUAUUGGGUUUAGAUGCUUAUUUUUGCGGCAACAUUAUCCGACAGACCCCGCCGAGAGAGGACCACGUGAUACCGACGUCGAUGUCAUGAGUUUCUAUGACGACCACGGCGAGUUUUCUAUCCGAUUUGAGGGUGAGCCCCCUGGUGAUGAGUCUCAGCCAUCGUGGAUAAGACAAGAGGACCUGCUGAUGAAAAAUACUGGAAAAGAGGUUGAAAGUGACAAGACGCCAGUGUCUGUGGGAAGGAACAAGACGAAGUCCAAAGCAGUGAAGACUUGGAGGAGGCAAGUAAAGGGCCUCCAAGAUAAAGAUGAUGACUCGGCAGCACAGAAGUUUGCACCGAUAUGGAUGAAGAAGAAAGCGUUGCAUUCAUCUUCUGGUGAGAAUGUCGACGAACUGCAGACGUCUGUCCCUGUGCCACAGUCCCUGCUUGAUACUGAUGCAUGUCAUGUCGCCAGGACUCCAGAAAGAUCUGAAUCUUCCAACGUGACAGCAAACCCUUUGGUCGCCAUUCCGCCUGACGAAGAACCCGAGCAGGCACGGUCGAAGUCCAAAGACAGAUUCGAAGAGACGGGACGGCCCAAUACGGAGGCACACAAGUCUAGCAGUACCAAAAGUCUCGAGGUGGGGAACAUAAAUGUCUCGGACAACGAUUCAAGAGAAGCUGGCUGCAUGCAGGACAAGGGCAGCUCUUCUAACAAGAUCGAAAGUCAAGACAGCUAUGGACGGUCAGAUUUUACAAGUUCGUCCUCAGAUUUUGGUUCGUGUGAUUCGCAGCCAAAGUCCCCAGUCCUCACCAAUGGGCCGGAGUGCGUAAAUGUUCCUCCUGAGGGGCAGGUAAACGGGCUCAUCUUCCGUGUUUUGCUAACUGCUGUCGUCACACUGUUGGUGGAAGAUGUCAUCGAGGACAGCAUCAGAGAAAUUGAGGAUGAAAUUCUAGAGGAAUUAGAAACUUUGGAUCUGUUGGACCUUUCAAACCUUUCAACUGACGAGAGCUGCUUUCAGAGCGAUGGUUUGAAUUAUCAGGACCAGACUUGGUCGGACUUUGAGGUGUACGAGUCACCAAGUGGCUCCAAGCGACCCGUGGAAGCGCUGAUGACUGAUGAGACGCCGCCCUGGGACUCAGAGAAUGCCUUUCUUGGGGAGGAGUCAUUCAUUAACGCUUGCCUUGAGGAGGACGCCCAGGAGAAUGGCUACGCAGCCUCUGUUGCCGUCAUGGACGGCGGGGAGGCAGAGGGGUUCAUGACUGAUGUCGUAUUGCUGUGGACUUUGGAAGGGGAUAGCUUCAAUACCUCCGGGGACAGUAGUGUGCCAUCUCCAGGGUUUGAUGAGGAUGUGAGUGAUUUUGGCGAUCGUGGUGAGAGGUCUUGCAUUGAUAAAGUUCGAGCUUGUCGCGCCUAGACCUUUGAUGUGUCUUGUGGGGUGGCUGAGUGAUGUGGCUGGGAUGGGACAUGGGAAUCAAACAGGAGAUAUAUUCACGGAGUGGCGAAUCAAAUGAAACAGGUUACCAUGAGCCUAGAAUGCCAAUUAUGCUGCCAUUAUGUACCACACAUUGCUCGUCACUGGCGCUCAGCCAAUUUUGCAGCGGCAGGUAUGGCCUAGUCGAGCCGGGAUAGGAACGUCUGCGGCCGCUCUCGCACGGGAAACUGAUAUUUAGAUAAUGCACUUCUUUUCUUCCGAAAAUGUUUAACUGUACGGUAAGGUUGAAAUUUUACUAGCUUUCGUAAAUUCGUUGUGGGAGAUUUUGUUUGUCUUAAUUUAGUACUAAUUGUAUCUUCUUGUCAUAAACUGUAUGUUGAAAAUAAACUUUGAAAUUGUGAAUUAUGAA